UGCCAGAAGGCUGGUGAGGGAGAGGCAGUGCAACGAGAUCUCUGUCCCGUCUGCAAGUUUUCCAGCUAAUGGCCUCUACUCUUUCUUUGCCCAAGCUCUUUUGGCCUCAUAUUUGCCAGCUCCUUUUCUCUCUGGUGUGGCUAAGGAGGGUUCCAGCUGCGGGUUUGUGAGCCAGGAAGAGGAGAAAGCAGUCUUUUGGGGAUUUUUUUUUUUUUUUACACAAAAAACUUUUGGGGGUCUUUAACAUGUCACCCUGAAGCGCGUUGCUGUGGGACCAGCUGGCGCUGAAGAGGAAGAAGAGGAGGAACAGCUACCCAGCAGCUCUGGUUUCAGACCUCUGCAGCACCCUUUGUGUAUGACAAUUCGUUCUGAGCGCAGGACGGCUGGGUAGGGUGGGGAGUGGGGAAGGAUGAGUGCAAGCAGCCUCUCUUGGGACCAGGCUGUUCUCCAGCCUCCAGUGUGCGAUGCCUGGAACGAGAUUAUGGAGGGAGCAGCCUACCAUCUGGCCAGCUGCAUUGUCCUCCUGGGUUACAUGGGGGGAAGUGGCAUCUUUGGGUCUCUCUAUAUCUUUGGCCUCUUGGCCCCAGGCUACUUCUGCUAUGCUCUGUGGGGCUGGCUGAGCGCCUGCGGGCUGGAUAUCUUCAUCUGGAACAUGCUGCUUGUCCUCGCCUGCUUGCUUCAGCUGGCUCACCUGGCUUACCGGCUGCGCAGAAACACCAUCCCGGAAGAGUUUGACCUUCUCUACAAGACCAUGUACCUGCCCUUGCAGGUGCCCCUGGGAGUCUACAAAGAAAUCGUGAAGUGCUGUGAAGAGCAAGUCCAGUCACUAGUCAGAGACCAGAAUUAUGCAGUGGAGGGCAAGACACCCAUCGACCGCCUCUCCCUGCUGCUGUCUGGCAGGAUUCGAGUGAGCCAGGAUGGACAAUUCCUUCACUACAUCUUUCCAUACCAGUUCCUGGACUCUCCAGAAUGGGAGUCGCUGCGACCCUCUGAGGAAGGAACCUUCCAGGUCACACUGACAGCCGAGACUGACUGCAGCUUCAUCACCUGGCCGAGGAAGAAGCUGUAUCUCCUCCUGAGGAAGGACCGCUAUGUUGCUCGGCUUUUCUCCUCCCACCUGGGCUACGACAUCUCGGAGAAGCUCUACUCCAUCAAUGAGAAGCUCUUCACCAAGUUUGGCCUUCGCUUCGACAUCCGCUUGCCCAGCCUCUACCACGUCCUCGGGCCAGCCUCCUCUGACGGGGAACCAGAGGACUGCGAGGAGCCACCACCUGCCUCUGGCCAGGCUGGCACUUCCGAGCCCCCUCCACAGCCACCACCACCGCCACCGCCGGCUCCACGCUCCCGGUCAUCCCGUCCUGACAGUGACCUGCUGGGUGAGGACUCCACCAGUCUUGUCUUGGAAGAUUUUGCUGAGUUGCCGGGGUCUUUUAUGGACUAUGUGAGCGAAGGGGAGUAUAUGAAGUGAGGGCACUCCUGGCACGGGCACACCUCACCCUGUGUGGGACCCCUGCCCUCUGGAAACCAUCUCCAGAAUUCUCCUCACCCUCUCUGCAAAGGACGAGCCCCUCUGGCUCCCACUCAGACCCCAGAACUCUAGGGAACAAC
Molecule: messenger RNA, 1608 nt
Organism: Apus apus (common swift)
Lineage: Eukaryota; Metazoa; Chordata; Aves; Apodiformes; Apodidae
Gene: POPDC2
Product: popeye domain containing 2
Exons: 4
Coding region: 410-1468 (352 amino acids)
Cellular component (GO): sarcolemma
Molecular function (GO): cAMP binding
Source: RefSeq, a predicted model, not a curated record